Messenger RNA from Phasianus colchicus (ring-necked pheasant), 2963 nucleotides. The record is from RefSeq and is a predicted model, not a curated record. Lineage: Eukaryota; Metazoa; Chordata; Aves; Galliformes; Phasianidae.
AUUAUUAUGAUUUUUUCUUUUUCUCUCUUUUUUUUUUUUUUUCCAGGCCUUUCAGUCUGCACGGUGGUGGUGCUGUGUGUGUGUGAUGGGGGGCUGCUGUGCUUUAUUUAUUUAUCCCCCCCCCCGCUCCCUUCCUUUUUCCCUUCAUUCCAUCCCCUCCCCGUUAACCGUAUUUUUCUUCGGUCUAACAGAGCGGCUGAGGGUUGGGGGUGGCGAAGGGGGGGGGAUAUAUUUUGCAUCGCGCUUUAGCAGGAAUGUGGAAGCUGCAGCUUUAGUGAGGGGACCCACAUUUCCAGCAGCGGCGGUGCCUGGGGAGCUCGGUGUCCUCCGCACGCAUUGGUUUGGCCGUGCCGUAGCGUGGGGAUGCGCACACCCGUAUUUAUACAUCCAUCAUCCCCGGCCACGCCGGUGGCGAGCUGCGGUUUGGCCCUGGAUCCGUCCCUCGGCCCUUUUCCUCCCUCCCGCACCGUGGGAUGCUCUGCGUGGGGACGCAGGACGGGCGGCGCUCCCAGCCCGGAGCCCUUGGGGACGGAAAUGGGAUCGGAGAGGAGAGGGAAAAGUUUUGGGCCCCCUCCCGGCGUGCAGCCUGCAGGGCGGAUGGACGGACGGAUGGAUGGAUGGACGGAUGGGUGCAGGCCCUGCGGGCGCCCCGGACUGGGGAGCCCGGGGAUGAAAACACAGCUUUUCUUUUUGUCUGCUUUCAGGAAAAAGCCCUACGUUCCCACGGGUCGGGUCGGUGGGAGCCGCUCCGCUUUUGUUCCUCCGCGUGUCUGUGUUUUUUGGGGUGUGUGAAGUUGUCCUCCUUGUCCCCCCGUAGAGAAACGCCCCGCGUGCGGCACCAGUUCCCAGCUAGAUCUGGAGAUGGACGCGGAUAAGGGGAAGCAACGCCAGUACUCUCAGAGCGAAGGCGAGACAGAGAGGGCUGCCAAAGUAGAGACGUUCCCUAGAGAACUGUAGCUUGACUUAGCGGCAGUUUGGUAGGAAGUUGGAAGGCUAUAGUGAGCUGCGGGGCCUGGCGCUCGUACCCACCCGUGCCAUCAUCUACCUCCAUCAAUCUGGAGCCUCAUCGACACGUCUCCCCAGGCAGCUGCGGCCAUCUGGCUUCUGAGGCCAGCCUGAUGGCGGAGCCUCGCUUCAACAACCCCUACUUCUGGCCGCCUCCCCCCACCAUGCCCAGCCAGCUGGACAACCUCGUCCUGAUCAACAAAAUCAAAGAGCAGCUGAUGGCAGAGAAGAUCCGGCCCCCACACUUGCCCCCCACCUCCGUUGCCUCCCAGCAGCCUCUCCUGGUGCCCCCCUCUCCUGCUGAAAGCAGCCAGUCCAUCAUGUCCCUCCCCAAGCUGCAGCAGGUGCCAGGCCUCCACCCGCAGGCGGUCCCGCAGCCCGACGUGGCCCUGCACGCUCGGCCAGCCACCAGCACCGUCACAGGGUUGGGGCUGGCAUCCCGCGCGCCCACAGUCAGCACCUCCGAGUCCAGCACGGGCACCACCACCCCUUCCACGCCCACCUCCACCAGCCAGAGCCGCCUCAUCGCCUCCUCGCCCACCCUUAUCUCAGGAAUCACCAGCCCACCCCUCCUCGACUCCAUAAAGACAAUCCAGGGCCACAGUUUGCUGGGGGCACCCAAGACGGAGCGGGGCCGCAAGAAGAUCAAGGCGGAAAACCCUUCGGGGCCGCCCGUCCUUGUGGUUCCGUACCCCAUCCUGGCCUCGGGGGAGACGGCCAAAGAGGGCAAGACGUACAGGUGUAAGGUCUGCCCUUUGACGUUCUUCACCAAGUCGGAGAUGCAGAUCCACUCCAAGUCGCACACAGAGGCCAAACCCCACAAGUGCCCCCACUGCUCCAAAUCCUUCGCCAACGCCUCCUACCUGGCCCAGCACUUGCGCAUCCACCUGGGUGUGAAGCCCUACCACUGCUCGUACUGCGAGAAGUCCUUCCGCCAGCUGUCCCACCUCCAGCAGCACACCAGAAUCCACACCGGUGACAGACCCUACAAGUGCCCACACCCUGGCUGCGAGAAGGCAUUCACACAACUCUCCAACCUCCAGUCUCACCAGCGACAGCACAACAAGGACAAGCCCUACAAGUGCCCGAAUUGCUACCGGGCUUACACGGACUCGGCCUCGCUGCAGAUCCACCUGUCAGCGCACGCCAUCAAGCACGCCAAGGCUUACUGCUGCAGCAUGUGCGGCCGCGCCUAUACCUCGGAGACGUACCUGAUGAAGCACAUGUCCAAACACACCGUGGUGGAGCACCUCGUCAGCCAGCACUCUCCUCAAAGGACCGAAUCCCCCGGCAUCCCCGUGCGGAUCUCGCUCAUCUAAGUGGGCUCCGUCCCGCCCCGCUGCUGUCGGUGGGGUGGCACCGUGUUGGCCCCCCCCCCGACUCGGCCCCCCCCCCGGGGGGGGCUGCAGGUUUGGUGACAUCCAAAGACGGUUUCAGAGCACUUUGAAUCUCUGCAGUUUUCUUGGGGGGGAAGCGUGCGUGGGGGGGCAGAAGUUGGGGUUCUCCUUCGGUCAGCCCCCCCCGCCCUCCGCCUCCUCUCAUUUUGGAUACAAAUAUAUAUAUAUAUUUAUUGGCCAAGAAGUUGGUGCUGCUAACACAGAAACAAAAUCAGACGUGGAACGGAGCACGCCGGACCCCCUCCUCCCCCCCAGGACUGUGCCGGAGCGGAGCGGGGGUCAGAGGGGGCUUUGUUUUAGUGGGGGGGGGGGCUGCUCCGUUUGGGUUGCGUUUGAUUUUUAAAGACGUUUUCCCCUCUGGUUUCGCUCCCCCCACGCCGGACUCCGUCGCCGGGAGCAGCCGGGGGUGUGCGUGCCUCUGUGUGUACAUAGCCCUGUACAGAGCCGGGGCGCCCCGCACCCCGCGGAGAGACUCGACAGAAACUCAUCUAUAUUAUGUACUCUUUGGUUCCGUUUUGGAUAUUAACUGUGUUAUUUUUUUAUACACUUUUUAAGCCUUAA